Messenger RNA from Naegleria fowleri, 1317 nucleotides. RefSeq lists its product as uncharacterized. The record is from RefSeq and is a predicted model, not a curated record. The transcript has a single exon. The coding region runs from base 1 to 1317 and encodes 438 amino acids. NCBI's taxonomy places the organism in Eukaryota, Heterolobosea, Eutetramitea, Acrasida, Naegleriidae.
AUGCUCGACACGACGAAUCGUCACCAAUGUUCUCCUUCCUCUCCUUCUUCACAAGAAUCUAAUCUACCAAAACACAACCUUACAACAACCCUAACAACAACUAGUACCACCACCACGUCACUUCCACCUAGUCAUGCUGACACUUUAACACCAAUUGGAUCUCUAAACAAGCUUGCUUUGAGUCAUGAAGGUCAUCCUCCGAAUAGUCAUCAUCACGACCAUUCUUCCAAUGACGAUGACAAUGACUCGGAAGAAAUGAAAACCCAUCCAAGUGAUACAACAAGCCUUUUACAUGCUCAAAACCCAUCCAUCAUUGUGGGUGGUGGUUCAUUUGUAGUGAAUAAGAACAACACCAACAACAACAACAACACUAUUAGUACGAUUGGAAGUGGUGGUAUUGGUAGUAUGGGUGGUAGUGGUAGUAUGGGUGGUAGUGGUAGUAUGGGUGGUAGUAUGGGUGGUAGUAAUCACUCUCAUUCCACCCUCAUGAUUGAAUCCUCUAAAUUAGAAAUACUCUUUGAUCAUUUCAAAACCUUUCUUCUCAAUAAUUCCUAUCUUUAUUGGAUGUAUUACAUUUCCAUGAUUUCUCUCUGUCUAAUUCUACUCAUUUGGUCCAUCUGGUCAGGAGGAAAGCCUCAUCUCAAAUCCGAAACAGAAGAAACACUCGCUUCGAAUCGAAUAUUUUUAUUUUUGGAGGGAAUGAUUACAGUGAUUUUAAUUGUUGAAAUUCUCGUACGAAUCUUUAUCUUUCAUCAUGGAAAUAUCAUGUCGUAUUUGUUUGAUGAUUUUAUUAAUUGGUUUGAUUUGAUUGUUAGUAUCUUUUGUGUGAUUGGAUUUAUCUUGUAUCUAGUCACAACGAAUCGAGUGGAAGAAAGAAUUGAAGAACUCAUUGAUAGUAUUUUAAUUACCUUUCGAUUUCUUACUCAAGUAUUAAGAAUUUUGACAUUGAUCAGAAAUCAAAGAAAGAGAAGACAAGAAAUGUUGAAUCAAAAUGCUCAUUUCAUUGAUUUGAGUAAGAAUAGUGGAGAGAAUAUUUCUCUCCAAACAACAAUUGUCCAUGAAGAUGAUCUGACGGAUGAUGAUGACAUGGAUAUUAUGGUGACUCACCACUUGACAAGUCAUCCUAUUCAUCAGCAUCAACAUCAUUGUAAUAAUAAUAGUAGGACUAGUAGUAGAACAAAUACUCAACCAUCAUUAAUGAAUAACCAAUUGUUAACAACAACAACAACAACCAUUGCUGAUCAAGUACCAUUAAUGGUACAUGAUUCUUCUGACUCUGAUUGUGAAUUAAUGGAAAAUUCUGAAAAACAUGUGUAA